Odobenus rosmarus divergens (Pacific walrus) is the source of this 1527-nucleotide messenger RNA. RefSeq names its product phenylalanyl-tRNA synthetase 2, mitochondrial (gene FARS2). The record is from RefSeq and is a predicted model, not a curated record. Gene Ontology annotation, molecular function: phenylalanine-tRNA ligase activity; ATP binding; tRNA binding. Lineage: Eukaryota; Metazoa; Chordata; Mammalia; Carnivora; Odobenidae. Gene Ontology annotation, cellular component: mitochondrion; cytoplasm. Bases 19 to 1374 code for a protein of 451 amino acids. The transcript has 6 exons. Gene Ontology annotation, biological process: phenylalanyl-tRNA aminoacylation.
GUGAAAGGAGUUUCUACAAUGGUUUGCUCAGCUCUCAGGAGAGUUGCUCACCUGCAUGUUUACCUGGUGAGGAAGGCCAGUAGUGUCUCCAAAGGCCAUCAUCGGCAGGCCUUGGGCUCGAGACCUGCUGCUUCAGAGUUUGCUGCCCGAGGAGCUCCAGGUGGUGUGGUGGAGUUGCUGGGCAGAUCCUACCCUCAGGAUGACUACAGCAACCUCUCCCAGAAAGUCCUCUCCAGGGUUGGCAGGAAUCUGCACAACCAGCAGCAUCACCCUCUUUGGCUGAUCAAGGAGAGGGUGAAGGAGCACUUCUACAAGCAGUAUGUGGGCCGCUUUAGGACUCCACUGUUCUCGGUCUAUGAGGACCUUUCUCCAGUGGUCACCACCUGGCAGAACUUUGACAGCCUGCUCAUCCCAGCUGACCACCCCAGCCGAAAGAAGGGAGACAACUAUUACCUGAAUGGGACUCACAUGCUGCGAGCGCACACGUCCGCACACCAAUGGGACCUGCUGCACGCUGGGCUGGAUGCCUUCCUGGUAGUGGGUGAUGUCUAUCGGCGCGACCAGAUCGACUCCCAGCACUACCCAGUGUUCCACCAGUUGGAGGGCGUCCGACUCUUCUCUAAACACGAGUUAUUUGCUGGCAUGAAGGAUGGAGAAAGCCUACAGCUCUUUGAACAGAGUUCUCGCUCUGCCUAUAAACAAGAGACACAUACCAUGGAGGCCAUGAAGCUCAUUGAGUUUGACCUUAAGCAAACACUUACCAAACUUGUGACACAUAUUUUUGGAGAUGGACUGGACAUUAGAUGGGUAGACUGCUACUUUCCUUUUACUCAUCCUUCCUUUGAGAUGGAGAUCAACUUCCACGGAGAAUGGCUAGAAGUGCUUGGCUGCGGGGUGAUGGAACAGCAACUGGUAAAUUCAGCUGGUGCUCAAGAUCGGAUCGGUUGGGCCUUUGGCCUAGGAUUGGAAAGACUGGCCAUGAUCCUCUAUGACAUCCCUGACAUCCGCCUCUUCUGGAGUGAGGAUGAGCGUUUCCUGAAGCAGUUUCGCGUGUCAGAUAUUAACCAGAACGUGAAAUUUCAGCCUCUUAGCAAAUACCCUGCUGUGAUAAAUGACAUCUCAUUCUGGUUGCCCUCUGAGAAUUAUACAGAAAACGAUUUCUAUGACUUAGUACGAACAAUUGGAGGAGACCUGGUAGAAAAAGUUGAUCUGAUAGACAAGUUUGAACAUCCAAAGACGCAGAAGACCAGCCACUGCUACCGCAUCACCUACCGCCACAUGGAGCGGACCCUGUCCCAGAGAGAGGUCGGGCGCGUGCACCAGGCCGUGCAGGAGGCCGUGGUGCAGCUGCUGGGCGUGGAGGGCAGGUUUUGAUGCCACUGCCUGGACCAGGCUGCAGCCUCUCGGGGCUCCAAGGAUUUGCGAGAGAGAAAAGGAUAUUUUGUGGAGACUGGGGCAUCCGUCAUGUUGUGAUAAAUGGGUCAGUGUUAGGACUUUCAGAAAAUAAAGGAUCGCUCUUGAGAAACU